AUGGCUUCAGAAUCCACUGAUGUUCUCGUCCACCAAAGCUUAAUACUUGAAAAACCCGUAUCAGAAUCUACAAAAACCUUGACUGAUCUUCCACCUGACUCCUUUUGGGUCCCUAAAGACUACGAGCAAGAUUGGUUCGAUCGAAAUGCAAUGAUGCAACGCAAAACCUCCAUAAAACUCGCUUGUUCAACUCAUAACUCCAAGUCUUUUUCUCACCGUUCUUCAAUCUCUUUCAGCCAAAAACACAGACCAUCUCUCAUUGGAACACCUCGCUUGGGCUUCACUGGAGAUGCUAAUCAACGGCGAAACCAAGUGGAUUAUCCUUCGUUGUUCAGAAGUAGGUCUGAACCAGGAGGUAAGCCACCAAUGCACCUAUCUGAACCGGGUUCUCCUAGGGUGUCUUGUACUGGAAGGAUUGGAUUCAAGAAUGGUAGUCAUAGGAAAACCGGUUUUUUGAGACUUUUCAACUCGAUUUUUCGCCUUGGGCGAUCGGUCAAAGGGAAAAAUCACAG
Olea europaea var. sylvestris is the source of this 512-nucleotide messenger RNA. RefSeq lists its product as uncharacterized. The record is from RefSeq and is a predicted model, not a curated record. The annotation marks the transcript as partial. The transcript has a single exon. Lineage: Eukaryota; Viridiplantae; Streptophyta; Magnoliopsida; Lamiales; Oleaceae.